Molecule: messenger RNA, 976 nt
Organism: Aspergillus uvarum CBS 121591
Lineage: Eukaryota; Fungi; Ascomycota; Eurotiomycetes; Eurotiales; Aspergillaceae
Product: mitochondrial 37S ribosomal protein bS18m
Exons: 3
Coding region: 81-653 (190 amino acids)
Biological process (GO): mitochondrial translation
Cellular component (GO): ribosome; mitochondrial small ribosomal subunit
Molecular function (GO): small ribosomal subunit rRNA binding; structural constituent of ribosome
Source: RefSeq, a predicted model, not a curated record
AUCGAAUUCACCUUCACCAUUCUCCCCGGUUUGAAACGCAAGCCACGGACACUCCAAGUUGCCUUUCCUGAGUAUCGAUAAUGGCACUCCACCUGUUCUCCUGGUCGCCGCUGCGCACCAUCGGCUCAACCUUCAAUGCUGCGUCCGCUCGUCGCUGGAACUGGACCGCUGCUCCAAAUGCUGCCGCAACUGCUGAGCAUAUUUCGAUUCUACAUAACAAUACUCAACGGACAACCCGUCGCCGAGCCCGUCGGUUCAUCGAAGAGCAGAAGGCUAUCAACGAAAGCCGUCCCCUGGAGAGAUUUCAGACCCGUGAAUGGAAGGCUGGUGAUAUCUAUGCUCCUCACGAUCUCAGUCCUUCGCAGAUGAGGAGGUGGAAAGAGCGCCACUCCCCGUCCACAGAUGUCUUCGACUCUCUGAACUUGAAUCCCUUAACUAUGUACAAGAACUUCUCGAUCAUGUCCGAAUACAUGACCCCCAUGGGCCAGAUCAAGCACCGCAAUGAGACCGGUCUUCGCCCAGUCAACCAACGGAAAAUGGCCAAGGCUAUCCGUAGAGCUGUCGGGCUUGGACUGAUGCCUAGUGUCCACCGGCACCCGGAAAUUCUGGCCGCUCAGGUUCAGUCACGUUUGGAGGGAGGUAGCACGUAUUAAGAGAUGUACUUCGAGUUAUCGCAUCGAUGGUGUCGGCGGCUGGGCCUGGCUUGUUCUUUUUAUUCCCUCUUGGACAUUUUUUCAUAUUGUCAGUUGAUUUGCUGUAAGAUGAUUUUGAAUUUCGGGCGGUGUCCAUGUACAGUACUGUACUAUCUCUCUACUAUGCCUUGACGUGAGGCAUUGGUAGUGGUAGCGCAUAACAAUUAGUAACUUGCCUUUUCACAAAGCAACUACAGGUCCCAAUGAUCUGUAUGAGAUCAUCGAGGCUUUACAUCGACGGAAGGUAAGGCAAACAUCAUGGAUAGAAAAGCCUAAGAAUGGAG